This is a messenger RNA of Colias croceus (clouded yellow), 1556 nucleotides long. RefSeq names its product actin-related protein 2 (gene Arp2). Gene Ontology annotation, molecular function: actin filament binding. Bases 159 to 1367 code for a protein of 402 amino acids. NCBI's taxonomy places the organism in Eukaryota, Metazoa, Arthropoda, Insecta, Lepidoptera, Pieridae. The record is from RefSeq and is a predicted model, not a curated record. Gene Ontology annotation, biological process: Arp2/3 complex-mediated actin nucleation. The transcript has 12 exons. Gene Ontology annotation, cellular component: actin cortical patch; Arp2/3 protein complex.
UUUCUUAUUUAUUUUACUGUAUCAACUUGGCGUUGUCAAAUUAUGAUUUCAUAAAACUGUCACUUCCGAGUACAGUAGAUUGUAUUUGUGGGGUGCCGAUUUUGUGAAAUUAAAUAAUUUUAAGUUUAAUUUAAGUAAAAAAGACCUUUUAUAACAACAUGGAUGACCAAGGAAGGAAAGUGAUUGUCUGUGACAAUGGCACGGGUUUCGUCAAGUGUGGAUACGCUGGUAGUAAUUUCCCUGCCUUCAUAUUUCCGUCCAUGGUUGGCAGGCCGAUUAUUAGAGCAGAGAACAAAAUCGGUGAAAUUGAUGUCAAGACGUUUGACUCUGAGGUUGUGCAGGAUUUAAUGGUUGGUGAUGAAGCUUCCCAACUCCGUUCAAUGCUGGAAGUCAGCUAUCCCAUGGAAAAUGGGGUGGUACGAAACUGGGAGGACAUGUGCCACGUUUGGGACUACACAUUCGGCCCGAGCAAGAUGAAUGUAGAUCCUAAAGAGACGAAGAUAUUGCUCACCGAACCACCAAUGAAUCCUACUAAGAAUAGGGAGAAGAUGAUCGAGGUGAUGUUUGAAAAGUACGGCUUCGAUAGUGCAUACAUCGCUAUACAAGCCGUGCUCACUCUGUACGCUCAAGGGCUUAUUUCUGGAGUUGUUGUGGAUUCAGGUGACGGUGUGACUCAUAUUUGUCCUGUAUAUGAAGAAUUCGCUUUACCGCAUCUUACAAGACGGUUGGAUAUCGCUGGGAGAGAUAUCACACGAUAUCUUAUUAAGUUACUCCUUCUGCGAGGUUACGCGUUCAACCAUUCAGCUGACUUCGAAACAGUCAGAAUGAUGAAGGAAAAACUCUGCUACAUUGGAUAUAAUGUGGAACAGGAACAACGUCUCGCUUGGGAGACCACCGUGCUGGUUGAACCUUAUGUGUUACCCGAUGGUCGAGUGAUUAAAGUCGGCGGUGAGAGAUUCGAAGCCCCGGAAGCUUUGUUCCAACCUCACUUGAUUAAUGUGGAAGGUCAGGGUAUUGCUGAACUUGUGUUUAAUACUAUUCAGGCAGCAGAUAUAGACAUGCGCAAUGAGCUAUACAAGCACAUAGUACUAUCGGGAGGUUCUACUAUGUAUCCCGGAUUGCCUUCCCGUCUUGAGAGGGAAAUUAAACAGCUGUAUUUGGAGAGGGUGCUGAGGAAUGAUUGCGAUAAACUGGCCAAAUUCAAGAUCCGCAUCGAGGACCCGCCGCGACGCAAGGACAUGGUGUUCAUCGGCGGCGCUGUGCUUGCUGAGGUGUGCAAGAACAGAGAUAACUUCUGGCUCACACGGCAGGAGUAUCUGGAGCAGGGUCUUGGCUGUCUACGGAAGUUGGGUCCCCGCGCGAGUUAAGCUCAAUGUAGUAAUCAAUUGUAUUAUAUACUGUUAUAUCGACUUCUACUUAAUUUUAUUUUAUUCUAAGAACAAAUAUUACAGUCUAUUCCAUUUUAUGAAAAAGUGCAAUUUUCUUGUAAAAUUUCAGACCUAAGAUACCAUUUUUAUGGUUUUUGUUCUUUUCAUGGAAAGUAGAUAAAUUCACAU